AUGUCAUUUCAAAGCGAGACAACGACGGUCGCUAGCAACGAACAAGCUCCGUUGCUACCCAAAACACAACGCAACGACCCAUACAAUAAUAACGACGACGACAACGACGACACGUAUUUGAUAAACCAGCCUCGCAAGUACAAGGUUGUUGCUCUCCUAUGCGCUGUAUUUUUGGCAGUGGGUAGCCACUUUGCCGCUCAUACCCUAGGCGCCAUGAAAAACAUCGUCAAAGAGGAUUUUGGUAUAUCCAAUUCCCAAUAUGGUGCCAUUCAAUCCAGCGUCUCCAUCGUGAAUACGGUGCUUCCUGUUUUUGGUGGUAUCGUUCUUGAUAGCUUUGGCACAGCAUCCGGUUCCAUUGCUACUACUAUCCUCAUUACUGUGGGCAAUGUAUUGGUGGCCUUCUCAACAGGCAACAAGAGCUUACCAACCAUGAUCAUUGGUCGUGUCUUAUAUGGUAUUGGCAGUGGCACAGUAGUCAUUGUUCAAGAAACAAUCCUUAGCCAAUGGUUCAAGGGGCCUAGCUUAGCAGCAGUGAUUGCACUAAUGAUGACCGUGAGCCGAUUGGCAUCCUUUGCUGCACAAGCUACUGUUAUCCCCAUUGCCAACUGGAUGGGUUGGUAUGGAUACGGCUUUUGGUUUUCUGCGUUCCUUUGCAUUUUUUCCCUCGUGAUCAAUCUUAUGUACCUGACUUUGGUUCGGAAUGUAUCCGGGAUCCGUAGCCAGGCUACAAACAACAGCGCAUUGCGUCGCAAGAAAACGUUCAGCUGGUCCAAGUUGCUGUACCUACCUCACUGCUAUUGGCUUAUUGCAAUCAUGGAAUUCUUGUUAGGCGGUGGAUGGGGUUGUUUCCUUCAUAUCAACAGCGAAUUUGUAAAGAUGCGAUUUGGCUAUGAUGAUGCACGUGCAGCUGCCACUGGAAGCAUAGCCCAAUUGUUACCCGUGUUCCUGAUGCCAAUACUUGGAUUAUGCGUUGAUCGCUUUGGGAAGCGCACAUGGAUGAUCAUUGGAAGCGGUCUCACAUUCCUUGUAUCAUUAUUACUUCUCAACUACACUCAUAUUGCUCCUGUGGUAGGCAUGCUGUUUUUCAGCAUUAGUCUUGCGCUUGGUCCCGUUGGCCUUGUUUCCUCGGUUCCUAUCAUUUUGCCCAUGUCGCUUGUGGGCACAGGUAUGGGUCUCGUCAAAUCAAGUACAAACAUUGGUGCAUCCCUUUUCGAUAUUGCUACUGGAUUACUACAAGACAUGGAUGAUCAUCAAGGCUAUGAUGGUGUAAUGAACUUUUUCAUUGGUGUUGGUGCACUUAGCGUCAUUGCAGGGCUGACAUUGUGGUUCCUGGAUAUGUCAAUUUAUGAUGCUCUGCUGGAUCAGAGUGCACGUGACAGUCGCCAACAAGAACAAAAAGUGGAAACAUCAGCUGUUCAAGAAAAGCUAUGGGCUAAUUGGAUCUAUGGAGGCGUUUAUCUGUUUUUGGCUUGUUUAAGCUGGAUUCUCUUUAUCAAAUUUGUGCUUCUAUAG
This is a messenger RNA of Lichtheimia ornata, 1512 nucleotides long. RefSeq lists its product as uncharacterized. The record is from RefSeq and is a predicted model, not a curated record. The transcript is spliced from 7 exons. Gene Ontology annotation, biological process: transmembrane transport. Gene Ontology annotation, molecular function: transmembrane transporter activity. Bases 1 to 1512 code for a protein of 503 amino acids. NCBI's taxonomy places the organism in Eukaryota, Fungi, Mucoromycota, Mucoromycetes, Mucorales, Lichtheimiaceae.